AUGCAGGGCUUUAACCUGUUUACUUUCUUGUGCUGUACUUUCUUUCUUAACUCUUUAUUCUCAAGGCGCUUCUUUACCUUGGCUCGAUCUGGAAAUCUCAAGACAUUUCCACGCGCAGCACAGGCACCUUAUCCACCUUCACUAAAAUAUCAUUGGAAGAGGGCAGAGGACAGCAAAGAUGGUGCGGCGGGAGCCAAAACGGUCUGUGUGCCUCCAAUAGGGCCACCACUAGAAUCCAGUAGUGAUAGACCCAAACGGUCAAAGAAAGCCGUUGUUCAGCGCCGUGAGGAGCUAAGAUGCCAUGGCUUAAAAACAAACAAAUACAUCAAUAAAGAUCGUCUACAGAAGAUUAUGGAAGAUGAAUUUUGUACCGAUGCCUUUGCCCAGGGUGAAGUGGAUAAAGAAAAAUGUGUCAUUACUGGUCGACUUGACAAAGAUUCAGGUUCAAUAGCAAGAACCUAUUUACAAGGCACAGUAGAAGAAUUUGAUAUUGCUCUAGACUUCAAGCCAGGGUACUUCCCAGUGAUGAAUGUUACGGAGUGUAAGGGAACAUUCACCUAUCAGCUCAUUGAUGGGUGCGACGAAAAGAACGGCGAGAACCCACUGGACUGGAAAGCAGGCGGUGUCUAUAAUUCUGGAACAGUCGCCUACCGUAUCGACCCAAAAAUCGAGCGGCGUCCAGCUCCCAAAGUUCCUACAGCUGGAUGUCAGAAGUUUAAAGGAAUCAUAUGGGGCCGUGGUUUUGGAGGCGGUGACUGGGGGAAGCUAUUGCUAAAUUGGCUGGAGGAAUGUAAUGGUCACCAUCGUAUAAACCUUUACCCCCAGUUUAAGUACUUCUUUGAUCGCGGAGAGAGAGAAUGGGAGCUGCGAGUUAAGAAGAACAAGCAGACCGCUGGGUGCGUGGGACAUGCGAUUAAAAUGGCCGGCGGCCCUGCCAAUGCGGGUUGCGACUUUUGGCAAGAUUGGGUAAAAAAGUUGAAGCCUUCCGGCCCUCAGGGCUCGGAGUUGCUUGAACAGGAGCGGGCAAAGUCAAAGUUAUCUGUAGACAAACUGGCAGAACUUAUUCACACGAAGGAGACCUUGCAAAAACAAGCUCGCCUUCUUAGUAUCAUGGAAAACGAGCCUGCCUUCGACAAAUCACAGAACCACAGUCUUGGUCGGGUUGAGCGCUUGAAGAAAUCUCUAGGGAAGGCCAAACGUCUCCAGAAUUUGAGAACACAGCAUGGGUGGUCUCAAGAUGAGUUCAUGAUGGCAAACGAUUUACUCGGCGAGCCCACUCCCUAUGGACUUCAUGCAAGCAUGUUCUUGGUUACUCUCAGAGAGCAGGGUACUCCAGAGCAGCAUAAGCGUUUCCUUGAGCCGGCCGAGAAGUACGAAUAUAUUGGCUGUUAUGCACAGACGGAACUCGGACACGGCUCCAAUGUCCGAGGUCUCGAAACGACCGCCACCUGGGACCCAACUGAUAAGACCUUCGUCAUUCAUUCGCCGUACUUGACAGCUUCGAAGUGGUGGAUUGGCUCCCUUGGCCGAACGGCCAACCAUGCUGUUGUUAUGGCCCAAUUGAUCAUUAACGGCAAAAGCUUUGGCCCUCAUCCCUUCGUUGUCCAGGUUCGUGACUUGAAGACCCAUGAGCCUUUGGAAAACGUUCAUGUUGGAGAUAUUGGCCCGAAGUUUGGUUACAAGUACGUGAGAAAUAGAUCUUUCAUGCCUGACCUCAGAGACUAA
Messenger RNA from Ophidiomyces ophidiicola, 1725 nucleotides. RefSeq lists its product as uncharacterized. The transcript has 4 exons. The record is from RefSeq and is a predicted model, not a curated record. Gene Ontology annotation, biological process: fatty acid beta-oxidation using acyl-CoA oxidase; lipid homeostasis. Gene Ontology annotation, molecular function: fatty acid binding; acyl-CoA oxidase activity; FAD binding. NCBI's taxonomy places the organism in Eukaryota, Fungi, Ascomycota, Eurotiomycetes, Onygenales, Onygenaceae. Gene Ontology annotation, cellular component: peroxisome. The coding region runs from base 1 to 1725 and encodes 574 amino acids.